AUGUCUGGCCCCAAUACGGCCCCGUCUGGCCCCGCUACGGCCCCGUCUGGCCCCUUUACGGCCCCCUUUAGGCCCCUCUGCGGCCCCGUCGCCACCUGCGGCCCCGUCGCUACCUGCGGCCCCGCCGCCACCUGCGGCCCCGUCGCCACCUGCGGCCCCGCCACCACCUUCGGCCCUGUCACCACCUGCGACCUCGCCGCCACCUGCGGCCCCGCCGCCCAGCGCCCGAACCGCCGAGCAGCUGAGCCACCAGACCGCCGAGCCGCUCAGCCGCCAAGCCGCCCAGCAGCCGAGCCGUACCGCAGCCGAGCCGCCGAACCGCCGAGUCGCCCAGCAGCCGAGCCGCCUGACCGCCGAGCCGCCAAGCCGCCGAGCUGCCGAGCUGCUCGACCGCCUCACUUGCCUGUGCACUUUGAGGUCUGGGUAGAUGAUUUGCAGCUUUUCCUGCACUGCAAUAGGGCAGACGGCCUCUCCCUGUUUGACCUCACUUCUGGUGCCUCUGCUUACCCUGUUGCUGAUGCUGGCGCCACUGUUUGCUCACAGUGGGCCAAGCGCGAUGCUGCUGCUCGCCUUGCUGUGCGCUGCCACUUACCGACGUCUGAGCGUGCACACUUUAGCCAGUACAAGAGUGCUCAGACCUUGUACGACGCUGUAGUUGCACGCUACUCAUCCCCUGCCACUGCUGCACUGAGCCGCCUCAUGCUACCGUACCUCUUCCCUGACCUUGCUACCUUUCCCACUGUCGCUGACCUCAUUAAGCACCUCCGCACUAGUGACGCUCGCUACCGCGCUGCGCUUCCUGCUGAUUUCUGCGCCAAGAACCCCCCCCCAUGUCCAUCACACUCUACUAUAUAG
Messenger RNA from Closterium sp. NIES-65, 855 nucleotides. NCBI's taxonomy places the organism in Eukaryota, Viridiplantae, Streptophyta, Zygnematophyceae, Desmidiales, Closteriaceae. The record is from the annotation of a GenBank genome assembly.